Molecule: messenger RNA, 438 nt
Organism: Colletotrichum siamense
Lineage: Eukaryota; Fungi; Ascomycota; Sordariomycetes; Glomerellales; Glomerellaceae
Gene: rgxB-3
Product: Alpha-L-rhamnosidase rgxB
Exons: 3
Coding region: 1-438 (145 amino acids)
Biological process (GO): carbohydrate metabolic process
Molecular function (GO): polygalacturonase activity
Source: RefSeq, a predicted model, not a curated record
AUGUGGCAAUCAAGUCAAUUAUGGGCCUCAAACUUGAUUGAUUGCCUUGGGGUGGGCGCUGCUGGUGAGCAGCUUGGAUAUCCACCAAAUGGCGGGGGUGCUGGUUUAGGAUAUGCUAAGAAUCUCAGGUGGGAUAAUGUAACCAUCUACGACGCGGAACAGGCUCCCAUCUACGUGAUGCAAUGCAUCACAUACAACGGUCAGCAGGGAAAUUGCAGUUCAUCUUUAUUCGACAUCUCCAACAUCAGCUUCACCAACUUCCGUGGCACACUCCAAGGGAGCCGCGUGGCUUACCUCCAAUGCAGUCGGGCUCAUGGUGGAUGUGAUGAUGUCCGAAUCGAGAACAUGAACUUCACCAACAUCAGUGUUGACCCACCGACUCCUGCGACAGGAUAUCGGUGCAGCAACAUCAACGAUCCGGAAGGUUUUGAGUGCUAA